This is a messenger RNA of Hippoglossus stenolepis (Pacific halibut), 348 nucleotides long. RefSeq lists its product as uncharacterized. The transcript has 3 exons. The record is from RefSeq and is a predicted model, not a curated record. Lineage: Eukaryota; Metazoa; Chordata; Actinopteri; Pleuronectiformes; Pleuronectidae. Bases 1 to 348 code for a protein of 115 amino acids.
AUGGCAGGAUCUGGUGUCGCUGUGAGGCUGCAUGAGUUCAGAGAGUCUGGAGACGGAUCAAACCUGUUAAAACCGCAGACGUCGCGUCAGGGCAGAGACGCUCAGGGCUUGUAUCCAGGGCAGCUGGGCCGAGUCCACACUGUCCACGCAAAGGACUGUGGGUAUCGUCUUCACAGUGGAAAGUCUCAUGACGAGUCUCCAAACCAUCAGCAUCAGCAGAGUUUUGACAUCCGGACCCUCAGAGCACUGACUGUCCUCCGUCACAGUCCAGCCGUCCCCAAACAGCGCCCCCUUCAGACGACCUACCAGGAGGAGUUCGGUCAUCAGUCCCCUCUCUUUCCUCACUGA